UCGCUGCCAAAGUCCACACGACAAUUUCUUUCACACACUUUAUCAUGAGUAAAAUGUAUCAGUGUGCUGAAAUUUGCUUGCCAAGAAAGAAGAAAGUCUGCGAGUCUUUCCACUCAAACACAUACAGGAUAUUUGAUGAAAAGAUACCUGACAGAUUGGACCCUGAUAAAGUCUAUAAAGUAAAUUCAUAUGCUCAGAGAGAUCCCAAGGAAUAUGAUCAGCUUAAAAUACACAAUACCCCACAAAUGUACAAUGCCAAGUUCAUAAGAACCAAUGUCAGGUUCAUGAAUGCACCCAUUUCUCACAUGGAGACAGAGAGUACAAUGGCUGAGCAGUGUCACUGGUGGCCCAAUACAUCGUAUCACGAUGUGAGCACCCAGGCACCUUACAGAAAGGACAGCACUCAGAGACAAGACUACCAGGCCAUUCAACAAACACACGCCCUGGUCAGACAUGGGAGGAACAACAACAGAGUGCCUGCUUCAGGAAUCGUUCCCAUGCUGAGCUCUAUUGGUAGCCCAAAAGUGUUGCUCGAGCACAUGUCUUUUAUUCACCAAUAUGAUUCAAGGAAAUUACAGGACCAACCAUACCAAGGAAGGCGACAUGGAGCUUUAGUGUGGAGCGAGGCUGGGCCAUGGUCUCCUGUCGGGGAGAGCACAUACCUCAACUCCGAGGGGUCAUGUUUGCCAGCGGUGCGGGGAGGAAGAGGGGGGAAAGAGGUAACCUCUCCCCAGCAGCAAGUUUUCAAUGACGGCAGGAUCCACUCCGGAAAGGCGGGCCCCAGCGCUAAAGGCACCAAGGCCAUCGCCUGCCACUCACCGACCCAUCCCUCCAGCCAGCUGUUUCACAGCUUCUAUACUCCCAUGACACAUAGGGGAGGGGUUGAGGGAGGGUUUGAGGGGAUCUCCUCAGUCUCUGACAGGGCUGCGGAGGGUCGGAGAGCUAUGCAUGCGGACGGCGAGGGGACUGUCUUGCAAAGGCAGGGAUCCAACAGUCAACAGGUAGAGGUUCAAGCCCCAGCCCAAAUUGCAGGCUCAGAGCAUAACAACUGAUGGCACUGAUGGCAUUUGAACACUUUAGGGGCUGCCUUAUGUAAAGAUCUGAGUAGAAAUCGGUUGCAAUUGUGUUACAUUUUUGGUCAAAAGUAAGAUAAAGAUUAAAAUAAUAAAUGGUUCAAACUGCAAAAGUAACUGCUGUUAAAUGGUAUUUUCAAUUAAAGAAAAAUAGUGUAUAUGGUAUGUACAACUGUCAUACCCAAUUCUAACCCCAAAUCAGGAGCCUUAAGCAAGAUUUGGUUGGGCCCCCCCUCCCCACCUUGCAGCAAAAAUUUUUUUUAGAUGAAAUGUUGCAGUUUUAAAGCAAGUUUUCUGCAAUUUUACUCAUUGUACCAUGGGGUGGAGAGACAUUCUUGCUGUUUUAAACCUAAUUUCCUGCAAUUCUACACAUUUUUUCAUAACUUAUGCCAUGUUAAUAUGAUAUUUGAGUGAGAAUGUCUAACAAAAUCAAUGGGGCCCCACUGGAAAUCAGAGCCCUGGGCACAUGCCCUGCAUGCCCGGUCAGUAUUCAGCUAUGAUUACUAUAAGUUUAGAUAGCUGGCUAGAAUAACUACCAAUUUUGUUUGUUUGUUGCUGAUAUGGCAAAUUGAGUGAUUGUCAGUGACUGACAUAACAAGAGAAAAGCUUCCAAAAGAUGCACAACCAAAUUUCAAAAUGGAACCUAGUGUAUUCUACUAUAUACUGUUCCUAAAAAAAUUGGAACUCAAAAAUGCGUCAGUGGCUGGUGGCCCUAAGCGACCGCUGAUGUCGUUUAUGCCUGAGCCGGCACUAUCCAAAAUAUAAGGUUGUUUUACUUAAGAAAAACUAAUUAAAAUUGUGACUAUUGUGGCUAUAGAUUGUGACUGAUGUACUGGAGUGUUAACAUGAACAGACUAUAUUUAUAACGUUUAGCAAAGUGAAUAUACUUUGCCAGCACACAAUUUUUGAAAAAGAAAGAGCAUGUUGAAACCAUAGAAUACAGUUUUUGUGAGCUAUCUAAUUGCUUUUCAUAGUCCUUAUGAUGAAGCCCACACCAGUUUUCUGCAUUUAGAUAGAAUAGUGGAUCUGCGUCAGGUGAUGGAUCUAUAUCAGGUUUCAGUACAACUGUGUAGAAUAAAAGAUUAGAGGAAUAGUUAUUUUAUUGUAUAUUUGGUUAGAAGGGUAAUUAUAUACUCUUUUCCCAUUACCCCAAGACACACACAUGUUGAGAGGCCCAGGCAUUGCCGCGCCCCUGGAUAGAGAAAAAUGUUGUUCUCCAAGUGCUUUGCUCAAGUACCUUGCUCAAGGGCACAACGUUAGUGGUUUGUACCUGGGAUUAGAGAUUAGCAGCCCCCCAGCUACAAGAUCAGUUCCCAGUUCCCAUUUCUAUUAAUGCUCAUCUUUACCCUAAAGUGCAGUGCCUUCAGAAAGUAAUCACACCCCUUUACCCUUUCCACAUGUUGUUGUGUUACAGCCUGAAUAAAAACUUGGAUUCAA
This is a messenger RNA of Oncorhynchus kisutch (coho salmon), 2510 nucleotides long. RefSeq lists its product as uncharacterized. NCBI's taxonomy places the organism in Eukaryota, Metazoa, Chordata, Actinopteri, Salmoniformes, Salmonidae. The record is from RefSeq and is a predicted model, not a curated record. The transcript has 5 exons. Bases 45 to 1052 code for a protein of 335 amino acids.